CCUACGCAGCCCCAGAACCGCGAUCGGGGAGCGCAGCUCGGCCGGGACCCCUCCCCAGGCCCGCAGAGAGGAACCCGGCACGGCAGAGCCCCCAUGGCCCCGCUGGGCGAGGAGACGCCGCUGCUGGGCGGGCGCUCCUGCAGCCUGUCCUCGGCCGGGCGCGGCCCGCUGCAGGUGCUGCUGUACCACCGCGCCCCCUCCCCUCGCCACGGCCCCGCCAGCGCCGCGGGCUCGCUCAGCUUCCCCUGCGGCGAGUACACGGCCGAGGAGCUGUGCGUGAGGGCGGCCAAAGCCUGCGGCGUGCUGCCCGUGUGCCACCCUCUCUUCGCCCUGGCCACCGAGGACCUGAGCUGCUGGUUCCCCCCCAGCCACGUGUUCAGGGUGGAUGAGUCCUGCAGCCAGCUGCUGGUGUACAGGAUCAGGUUCUUCUUCUCCAACUGGUGCGGACUGGGACAGUCCCACCGCUUCCAGCUGCUCCCUGACCGCGCCAGCCCCGUCCUGGAUUACCCUGUCAUCGAUUACCUGUUCGCCCAGUCCCGCAGCGAUUUCAUCGCGGGCCGCGUGGCCGUGGGGCUGAGCCUGCCCACGCAGGAGCAGUGCCUGGGCCUGGCCGUGCUGGACAUGCUGCGCAUCGCCAAGGAGCAGCGGCAGAGCCCCGCCCAGGUCUGCAGCCGCGUCAGUUACAAGUCGUGCCUGCCGGAGCCGCUGCGGGCGCAGAUCCAGCAGCACAACUUCGUGACCCGCAAGCGCCUGCGGCGCCUCUUCGGCAAAUCGCUGCGGCUCCUGGGCGGCUGCCACGCCGACGGGCCGCACCUGAAGCUCAAAUACCUGCUGGACCUGGAGCGGCUCCGGCGCCGCCGCAGCGAGGAGAUUUUCCACGUGCGCUCGCCCGGGUCGCCGGCGCCCGUCGCGAUCCACGUGUGCGGCGACAGCGGCGUGGCCUGGAGCUGCGGCGGCUCCGAGAGCCGCCAGCAUUUCUGCGACUUCCCCGACAUCGCCGAUAUCAGCGUCAAGCAGGCGGCGGGCGGCGCGGCGGAGAACCGGCUGGUCACCGUGACCAAGGCGGAUAACCGGGUGCUGGAGGUGGAGUUCCCCACGCUGCGGGACGCUCGGUCCUUCGUGGCUCUGCUCGAUGGCUACUACCGGCUGACGGCGGAUCCCCAGCACUACUUCUGCAAGGAGGUGGCGCCUCCGCGGCUGCUGGAGGAGCUGGAGAACCAGUGCCACGGGCCCAUCAGCGCCGAGUUCGCGGUGAACAAGCUGGAGGCGGCCGGGGGAGCCCCGGGGCUGUUCCUGCUGCGCCGCAGCCCGCAGGACUUCGACAGUUACCUGCUGACCGUGUGCGUCCAGACCCGUUCGGGCCGGGAUUACAAGCGGUGCCGGAUCCGGAGGGAUGAGGACGGGUGUCUGCGGCUGUCGGGGGUGGCGCGGAGGUUCUGCAGCCUGCGGGAGCUGCUGGGCACCUACGGGCGGCGGGGGCUGCAGGCUGAGGGGGCACAGAUGCGCCUGGAGGUGGCCUGUCCCCCCCGGCCCAAAGAGAAGUCCAACCUGCUGAUCGUCCGCAGCGGGGUCCCCUGUCCCCCCGGGUCCCCUCCCGCCCCCCGGCGCCGCAGCCUCCACCAGAUGAUGUUCCACAAGAUCGACCCCCAGAACCUGACGCGGGGCGAGAGCCUGGGCCAGGGCUCCUUCACCCAGAUCUACAAAGGGAUCAAACGGGAGGAGGACGAGGAGGACGGACCCCGGCAGACCCCGGUGGUGCUCAAGGUCAUGGACAGCAGCCACCAGAACUGCCUGGAGUCCUUCCUGGAGGCCGCCAGCACCAUGAGCCAGCUGUCCCACAAGCACCUGGUGCUGCUGCACGGCGUCAGCCUCGGCAAGGACAGUGUGAUGGUGCAGGAGCACAUCCAGCACGGCCCCCUGGACCUGUACCUGCGCAGGAGCGGCGGCGCCGUGACCACGGGCUGGAAGCUGACAGUGGCCAAGCAGUUGGCCUACGCCCUCAACUACCUGGAGGACAAGAAAAUCCCACACGGGAACGUCUCUGCCAAGAAGGUGCUGCUGGCCCGGGAGGGGGACGGGGCCGGGGGCAGCCCCCCCUUCAUCAAACUCAACGACCCCGGGGUCAGCGUCACUGCCCUGGCCCCAGACAUGCUGGUGCAGCGGAUCCCGUGGGUGGCCCCCGAGUGUGUCAGCGAGCCCGGGAGCCUGGCGCUGCCGGCCGACAAGUGGGGCUUCGGAGCCACCCUCUGGGAGAUCUUCAGCGGGGGGAACAUGCCCCUGAGCCUGCUGGAGCCCCAGAGGAAGCUGGAGUUCUACCGCCGCCGCCGGCCCCUCCCCGCGCCGCGGUGGCCCGAGCUGGCCGCGCUGGUGGCGCAGUGCACGGAGUACGAGCCGCAGCGCCGGCCCUGCUUCCGCGCCCUCAUCCGCGACCUCAACAGCCUCAUCACCUCGGACUACGAGCUGCUGUCGGACCUGUCCCCCGCGGACGCGACGCUUCGGGACGGGAUUUGGGGACACGAUUCCCUCGCCAUCAGCCAGGACCCCGAGCACUUCCAGGAGCGGCACCUCAAGUACAUCUCGCUGCUGGGCAAGGGGAAUUUUGGGAGCGUGGAGCUGUGCCGCUACGACCCCCUGGGCGACAGCACGGGCGAGCUGGUGGCCGUGAAGAAGCUGCAGCAGGACUCGGCCAAGGAAAUUCGGGAUUUCGAGAGGGAGAUCCAAAUCCUGCACUCGCUGCAGCACGACUUCAUCGUCCGGUACCGCGGGGUUUGCUACAGCCGAGGAGUGCGCGGGCUGCGGCUGGUGAUGGAGUUCCUGCCCAACGGCUGCCUGCGGGAUUUCCUGCAGAAGAACCAGCCCCGCCUGGAGCACAGGACGCUGCUGCUCUACGCCUGGCAGAUCUGCAAGGGCAUGGAGUACCUGGGGGCGCGGCGCUGCGUGCACCGCGACCUGGCCAGCAGGAACAUCCUGGUGGAGAGCGACAGCCACGUCAAGAUCGGCGACUUCGGGCUGGCCAAGCUGCUGCCGCAGGACAAGGAUUACUACGUGGUGCGGGAGCCCGGCCAGAGCCCCGUGUUCUGGUACGCCCCGGAAUCCCUGGCUGACAACAUCUUCUCCUGCUCCUCCGACACCUGGAGCUUCGGGGUUCUCCUCUACGAGCUCUUCACCUACAGCUCCAAGAGCCGGAGCCCCUCGGAGGAAUUCCUGCGGAUGAUGGGCACCGGGAGGCCGGCCCAGAUCAUCUGCCAGCUGCUGGAGCUCCUCAAGGACAACCGGCGCCUCCCGGUGCCCGCCGGGUGUCCCUCGGAGGUGUACGCGUUGAUGUCGAGCUGCUGGAACUUCAGCCCCGCAGCCCGACCCACCUUCGGGGAGCUGGCCCCCAAAAUCGAGGCCCUGAGGAGCAAAAUUCGGGGCUAACCCCCCUAAAAUCCCACCGGGACCCCCCCCCCCAAAAUCCCACCGGGACCCCCCCAAAAUCCCAUCAGAAACCCCCCAAAAUCCCACCGGGACCCCCCCCCCACCAUAAAUCCCAUCAGGAUCCCCAAAAAAUCCCACCGGGAACCCUCCCAAAAUCCCAUCGGGACCCCCCCCCAAAAUCCCACCGGGACCCCCCCAAAAAAUCCCACCAGGACCCCCCCAAAAUCCCAUCAGGACCCCCCCAAAAAAUCCCACCGGGACCCCCCCAAAAUCCCAUCAGGAACCGCCCAAAAUCCCAUCAGGAACCCCCCCAAAAUCCCACCGGGACCCCCCCAAAAAAUCCCACCGGGACCCCCCAAAAUCCCAUCGGGACCCCCCCCGAAAAUCCCAUCAGGACCCCCCCAAAAUCCCAUCAGGAACCGCCCAAAAUCCCACCAGGACCCCCCCAAAAUCCCAUCGGGACCCCCCCAAAAUCCCACCAAGACCCCCCCAAAAUCCCAUCAGGAACCCCCCCAAAAAAUCCCACUGGGACCCCCCCAAAAUCCCACCGGGACCCCCCAAAAUCCCAUCGGGACCCCCCCUCCAAAAUCCCAUCAGGACCCCCCCAAAAUCCCACCGGGACCCCCCCAAAAAAUCCCACUGGGACCCCCCCAAAAUCCCACCGGGACCCCCCCAAAAUCCCAUCGGGACCCCCCAAAAUCCCAUCAGGACCCCCCCCCAAAAUCCCAUCAGGACCCCCCCAAAAUUUUUUCCCUUUUUUUUGUUUUCCUCCCUCCAUGGAAAAAUUCAACCUCAUUUUAUUAAAAUUUGCUAAAUUUUCCUUCCCUUCAACUUUUUCCCUUUUUUUUUCCCCUCCCUCCAUGGCAGAACUCAGCCUCAUUUUAGUAAAUUUUGGUAAAUUUUCCAUCCUUUCACCUUCUUUCU
Oenanthe melanoleuca is the source of this 4341-nucleotide messenger RNA. RefSeq names its product Janus kinase 3 (gene JAK3). Bases 94 to 3417 code for a protein of 1107 amino acids. Gene Ontology annotation, cellular component: cytoskeleton; cytosol; membrane. The transcript is spliced from 24 exons. Gene Ontology annotation, molecular function: non-membrane spanning protein tyrosine kinase activity; cytokine receptor binding; ATP binding. Gene Ontology annotation, biological process: peptidyl-tyrosine phosphorylation; cell surface receptor signaling pathway via JAK-STAT; cytokine-mediated signaling pathway. NCBI's taxonomy places the organism in Eukaryota, Metazoa, Chordata, Aves, Passeriformes, Muscicapidae. The record is from RefSeq and is a predicted model, not a curated record.